Symbiodinium necroappetens is the source of this 324-nucleotide messenger RNA. The record is from the annotation of a GenBank genome assembly. Lineage: Eukaryota; Dinophyceae; Suessiales; Symbiodiniaceae.
AUGUGGAGCCUCUCUAUGUAUGACGUCGAGCAUCCGAGCUUUGCUCUGAAGGCAGCUGUAGCUGCGAAUGUGCUGGCACCACCUUCCCUGACAUUAGAACAAGUACGGGAGCUGCAGGAGGCCGAGAUUGUGGAGUACUCCAAGCCAGACUUCCAGACGCUCAUUCGGUUAGCAGGUGCUUUGGCUUGCGGCACCCUGGAGUGCUUUGCAUUGAAGGAACGAGCUGUGCACUGCUCUCGAAACGACCCCGGAGAAGAGAGCUCAUGUGCGGCAACAGCUCUGUCUCCAGGUGCAGGUGCCGAUUGUGGGCAGACUCGGCUUUGA